Molecule: messenger RNA, 1955 nt
Organism: Prosopis cineraria
Lineage: Eukaryota; Viridiplantae; Streptophyta; Magnoliopsida; Fabales; Fabaceae
Product: laccase-17-like
Exons: 6
Coding region: 1-1767 (588 amino acids)
Biological process (GO): lignin catabolic process
Cellular component (GO): apoplast
Molecular function (GO): hydroquinone:oxygen oxidoreductase activity; copper ion binding
Source: RefSeq, a predicted model, not a curated record
AUGGCUUCUUCUGGGUUUAUUUUGCGACCACACUUGCUGAGAGCUGCUUGUUGUCUUGUGUUUUGUGCUCUUCUGCUCUUGCCAGACGCGACACUUGCAAAGCAUUCACAAUUAACAAGGCACUACAAUUUUGAAAUCAAAUUGCAGAACUUGACAAGGCUUUGUCAAACGAAGAGCAUUGUAACUGUCAAUGGGCAGUUCCCAGGGCCAAGAAUCAUAGCAAGAGAAGGAGACAGGCUUGUGAUCAGAGUUGUUAACCAUGUUAAGAACAACAUCACCAUCCAUUGGCAUGGUGUGAGACAAUUGAGAAAUGGUUGGGCAGAUGGACCUGCUUAUAUUACUCAAUGCCCAAUUCUAAGUGGCCAAUCUUAUGUUUAUAACUUCACAGUUAGUGGUCAAAGAGGCACAUUAUGGUGGCAUGCUCACAUUUCAUGGCUAAGAGCAACUCUUUAUGGUCCCAUCAUCAUCCUCCCCAGCAAGCAUGUUCCUUAUCCAUUUCCCCAACCCUUCAAAGAACAAACCCUCACAUUUGGAGAGUGGUGGAAAGCAGAUACAGAAGCUGUUAUCAAUCAGGCAAUGCAAACAGGUUCAGCACCCAAUCUCUCUGAUGCUUACACCAUUAAUGGCCUUCCUGGUCCUCUCUACAACUGCUCUUCUAAAGAUACAUUCAAGCUUAACGUGAAACCAGGAAAAACCUAUCUGCUUCGUCUGAUCAAUGCAGCACUCAAUGAUGAGCUUUUCUUUAGCAUUGCCAACCACACAUUCACUGUCGUAGAAGCUGAUGCUGUUUACGUUAAACCUUUCGAAACAAACGUUGUCCUCAUCACACCUGGCCAAACGAUGAACGUCCUUCUCAAAACAAAGCCUAACCCACCAAACGCCACCUUCCUCAUUGCCGCUAGACCCUACGCCACCGGUCCGGCUACCUUCGAUAACACCACCGCCGCCGGAAUUCUCCAUUACAAGAAAAACUCACCACCACCACCAAACCCUAACCUAAACAACAAAAAACUUCCUCUUCUAAAACCAUCGCUUCCAAAGUUCAAUGACUCGGCCUUUUCAAUGAACUUCAACAACAAGAUUCGAAGCUUAGCCAACGCAAAAUUCCCGGCAAAAGUUCCAAAAUCUGUUGACAGACACUUCUUCUUCACUGUAGGCUUAGGGAUUAUCAAGUGCUCACAGAACCAAACGUGCCAAGGACCAAACAACACAAGAGUCGCAGCUUCCAUUAACAAUGUCUCCUUCGUGCAGCCAAACGUGGCUUUACUUCAAGCCCAUUUCUUCAACAAAUCAAAAGGAGUAUAUACAACUGAUUUUCCGGCGAACCCACCUUUCAAAUUCAACUAUACUGGGACCCCACCGAGCAAUAUUGUGGUGAACAGUGGGACUAAAGUGGUGAUGUUGCCUUAUAACACGAGCGUGGAGCUUGUUCUUCAGGAUACGAGCAUUAUUGGUGCAGAGAGCCAUCCACUUCACCUUCACGGAUUUAACUUCUUUGUGGUGGGUCAAGGUAUUGGAAAUUUUGACUCUAAAAAAGACCCUUUGAAGUUCAACGUGGUUGAUCCAGCUGAGAGGAACACUGUAGGUGUACCAUCUGGUGGGUGGGUGGCGCUUCGUUUCCUCGCAGACAAUCCAGGGGUGUGGUUCAUGCACUGUCACCUUGAGGUGCAUACAAGUUGGGGCUUGAAAAUGGCUUGGAUUGUUCAAAAUGGAAAUGGACACCAUCAGAAGCUGCCACACCCACCGUCUGAUCUUCCCCAAUGUUAAUUAACCUCUUCAAAUAUCUUAUUUUUGUUUUUUUUUUUAAAUUGUAGCUAGGGUUAAUCACUUAUAAUAUUCUUUUAUUCACUGUGGAACUUGCUGUUUCAAAUUUUAUUGUUUUAGGCAAUUGAAUUAUAAAGAUCUGAGGAUCCAAGAAUUUUGUCUGCUUUAAUUUGAUAUCAGAAGGAAUGAAA